Octodon degus (degu) is the source of this 2674-nucleotide messenger RNA. It is a transcript of the gene Garin5b, whose product is annotated as family with sequence similarity 71 member E2. The transcript is spliced from 12 exons. The record is from RefSeq and is a predicted model, not a curated record. Gene Ontology annotation, cellular component: nucleus. Bases 35 to 2554 code for a protein of 839 amino acids. NCBI's taxonomy places the organism in Eukaryota, Metazoa, Chordata, Mammalia, Rodentia, Octodontidae.
UAGGGAUCCAUCCCACACCCACAGCUGCAGUUUCAUGAAGUGGUUUUGGAACACCCGGCCAGCCCGGCCACUUCGGGCCCCCCAGAAGUGGGUCCCCAUUCUGGGCAAGCUGCAGAAGACCCUCCAGAAGGGUGAACACCUGCCCCUGCGUCCAAUGCCCAUGUUCGAGAGUAACUUCGUGCAGGUGACGGAUAUCGGCAGCCCCGUGUUCCUGCACCACAGAGCUAACCGGGUGACCAUGGGUGUGGCUGCCUCCCUGCCCAGCCUGAUGCUGCCAGACCUCCUGCUCAUGGCAUGCCCCCAGGCCAGGAGUGGCUCCCACCUCGAGCUGACCAGGAUUGUCCCGCUGGACUGCGCCCGCCUCUAUGUGCACGACGUGUCCGCUCGGCGCCUGAAGCUGCGGCUGGUCACUGGCCGUUGCUACUACCUGGACCUAGAUGCUCCAGAACCCGAGGUGGCCUUCCUGUUCGACUGCUGGGUGCGCCUUGCACACCUACUGCAGGAGCCGGCUGCUGCCCGGUACCCCCGGCCCGUGAGCCCACCUGGCCGUGACGUGCCCCUGGCCACAGCGCCUGCCUCCACCUGGUGCCUGCAGGACCUGACCCACAGCAGCCGCACAGCCACCGUGGUGGAGCUCCCAUUUCCUCAGAGGCUGACGGUGCAGAAGCCGAGGAAGGCCAAGCGCAGGUUCACCUCCCGGGCCGUGGGCGACUCUGUGCCUCUCAUCUGGCCGCAGCAGGAGUGUGCUGACCUGAGGAAGAAAUCCAUGGAAAAGAGAUCCACCCCCCGUGUCGACCAUGACAGAUGUGCCAUCCAAGCCCAUGAUCCUGGGAAGGCCAGCAUCACCAUCCGCACCAUCUUCAGCGUCAUCUCCAGCACCAUCCAGCAGGCCUGCACACCUGAUUCUGAGGAGGUUGAGGGCCGGGAGGGUCUGAUUGCAACCCCUUCCCGCUGUGUCUCCCGGGACAGCCGCAACCUUUCCCCGCUGGGGUCCUGUGAUUCCCUGGGGAUGCUACUAUGGCAGCAAGACAUCGAGGACUUCGUGAUCCCGGAAUCCAGCGCUCUGUCCUCCUCCUGCUCAGUCGCUGCUUCACCCUCUCCUGACAAGGCCAGACACAUGCAUCGGUGGCUGGGUCAGCAGCCACCACACUCCCAGAAGACCCAGUCUCGUGCUGACCCACAGAGGGGGUCACCAGUCACCAGGCAGCAGCCGCAGAGGAUAUCAGCUGUCCCAGCCCCAUCCCGGAAGCCCCUGGCUGUGUCUGCUGGUCCCCAAAAGUCCCUGGCUGCCCCCUGCCCAUCCCAGAAAGCCACAGCUGUGCUCUCCCCACACCACAGGCCACUGCCUCAGACAUGGACAGGCCCACCUGCAGGCACAGGUCCCCAGAAGGCCAUGUGUCCCCCUGCCCCAGAGAAGGAGCCUCUGCCCCUGCCACGCUCGUCCCAGCAGAUGCCUGCCCCACAUCCCUGUGCCCAGGCAGCACCUAGUCACCCUGUCUUGAGGGAAAAGUGCCCAGCCCAGCUCUACACAGUGCUGGCAGGACCUCGUGGAGCAGAUGUGAUGGAGAAAAGCAAGUCUGAGGGGACACGGGUGGCCGGGGUUUUGGUUGGCACCCAGGAAAUGAAUGUGACAGAGAUAAGAACCCAGAAGGCGUCCCUGGACCUGCCCUGCACCACCACCACCAAGUCCCAGGAGGUGCUGCUCAGCCAAACCCAGGUCACCCUGGGGGAGUCGCGGGGCCAGGCAAAGUCAGAGGACACGGCCCAUAGGAGGACAGGGGCAGGGUCUCUGGGCCUGGCUGGUGUGAAGCCCAGGUGCGGGGAGCAGCAGCAGAAGUCGGUGAGGACCCAGCAGGUGGCCCUCAGGGCUCCUGAGCGGGAGUGCAGCAGGGCCUUCUCUGUGGAGGGGCUCAUGAUGGCCAAGCUGAUGAUCAUGGCCAACUCUAGAGAGCAGUGCUGGGGGCCACCCCAGGCUCCCCUGUCCUCCUGGCUCUUGGCGACUUCCCAGGCAGCAGCUGUGUCAGUGGAUGAUCCAGUCUCGUUGCCCUUGAACCCCAGCCAACUGUCCUUGCUGGAGCGGACACAAGUGGUUGUCAGGGGGCAGCCAGAGUCCUGCCCCUGGGGAAAGGAGAAAACACAGCGACAAACACAAGGGGACCCAAUUCGGGGCUCAAGGGGGCCUUCCCAAGGGCCCCUCAUCUCUGUGCCUGGCUCUGACAGCCCGAUGGUGACUGCGGACCCCCUGGUUCCCAUCCCUCUGCCUGCCUCACUGUGGGAGGACUUGCCACAGCCCCCCCUCCCGCCAGCCUCCAGUUUGGGGGCCAAAGCCCCGGCCAGGGUGCCCCAACAGCUCUCAAGGGCCCCCCAAGGGCCCUCAAGGGUCCCCAGGCAGCAUCCUGCAGCCAAGACAGUGUCAUCCUCAGAAGGAGUCCUGCCAACACUCUUGGAAAUUCAGAGUAUGAGGGACACGGCCACCAAGGCACAGAUGACAAAAGGGGACCUGGAAUUUCUUCACCCUUUGGCCAGCCUGCUGCAUUCCCAGUACUUUCAGUAGCGUGUCACGCGGUCUGCACCUCGAUGCCCAGCUGUGGAGCAGCCCUGCCGGUCCAGGUCCUGUGGAGCUAUGUACCCUUCCUCAUAGUGGUGGCAAGGCUGGUGACAGACCAAGCUCAAG